This is a messenger RNA of Durotheca rogersii, 1888 nucleotides long. Its product is annotated as retinol dehydrogenase 13. Lineage: Eukaryota; Fungi; Ascomycota; Sordariomycetes; Xylariales; Xylariaceae. The record is from RefSeq and is a predicted model, not a curated record. The transcript is spliced from 2 exons. The coding region runs from base 664 to 1662 and encodes 332 amino acids.
GGGAGAGGGAGAGGGAGAGGGAGAAAAUGCCACUCCCGAACAUAGUUCUCUAUAAGCAUGAUAUAGUCCCCUAUAGAAGGCUGAGCGUUAAAAGAAUCGAGAAAGACUUGGAGAUGAAAACAAUCUAGGCAGGGGAGGGGACGAAAACGAAAGCGGACAGGGAACCUGCCAGUUUUUAUUAAUAAGCGUAGGGCCUAAGUCCAGCAGUAUUCUGACUGAUCUCCUUCCAAGUAUGAUCGAUGCUGACCGCAGUCUGCCACUUACUCUCCGUUACCGCCGGCCUGGGUCCCUGGACGGUAACUUAGAACCUCCUUAACUCCUUCUUUGCGAGGGGAGCGUUCUCGGGCUGACGCCAUCUACAUGGCGCCCACGAUAUCCUGCCGCAGUCGAUCUCCAACGUCGCCGGGCCAGAACGAUCUUAACACCGUCAACUCCGGCUUGCGAUCCGCACCGUAGCAUUGAAGAGGGGACUUGAGAUGCAUGGUGGAGGGAUCGAAUCACACGUUCUCGCGGAGAAGUCGAACGGGGACGCCUGGCCAUGGCCCUGCGCUGGAUUGUCAGGGGAUAUUCGUGGUGAGACCGCCUCGUCAGAUCGAACAAGACGGCGUUUGUCUCUGAUUAUAAAAGCAGGCCGACGGCUGACAUCCAGGUUGUUUCUUCGGAAUGAAUAACUACAUUAUCCUCAUCGCCAUGUCUCCGUUUGGAUUCCACAGUCGCUGCGAGGAUGUCGCUAAGGCCUUUGCCGACAAGAUCAAGGGCCGCACAUUCCUCAUCACGGGCGUCUCCGAGAAGAGCAUCGGGGCCAACCUCGCCUACGCCCUCGCCGCCGAGGCGCCGGCCCGCAUCCUCCUGGUCGGCCGGAACAAGAGCAGGAUCGACCCGGUGGUGCGGCGGAUCGCGACGAACUAUCCGGACGUAGUGGCGACCUUCGUGCCUUGCGACCUGACCGACUUCGACUCGGUGCGCGCGGCGGCGCGGCGGAUCAACGAGGACGCGGCGAUCCCGCGCGUCGACGUCGUCGUUAACAACGCCGGCGUCAUGGCGCCGGUGAAGUACACGCUCGACAAGCAGGGCUACGAGCUCAGCCUGUCGGCGAACCACCUGGGGCACUUCCUGCUGACGGCGCUGCUGCUGCCCAAGAUCGUGGCGGCGGCGCCGGGCGCCCGCGUCGUCAACGUGUCGAGCCGCGGCCACGCGGCCGGGCCGUUCCGCUUCGACGACUGGAACUUCUCGGGCGGCGCCGCGUACGACGGCUGGAGCGCGUACGGGCAGUCGAAAACGGCCAACAUCCUGUUCUCGGCGGAGCUCGGCCGGCGGCUCGCGGGGGCCGGCAUCCGCGCCUACGCCGUCCACCCGGGCGCCAUCAUCGGCACCGGCCUCGCCGACCACCUCGGCGAGGGCGAGUGGCAGGGCAUCUACGAGGUCGCCCUGCGCAACACGGGCCAUGAGUUCCCCGCCCUCAACGACCUCAAGGACCUGUCCGCCGGCACCGCGUCCCUCGCCGCCGCCGCCCUCGACCCGGACCUGGACGGCCAGUCCGGCGCCUACAUCGUCGACUGCCAGGUCGCCCGGCCUCUCGAGCCGUACGCCGAAGACCCGGAGAACGCGCGCAAGCUGUGGGAGCUGAGCGAGGAGCUCGUCGGGCAGAAACUCGAACUCUGAGCGGCCUAUCGGAUGUGUGAUAGAGACGGGAGGAGUAUUCCUGUGGGGAGGGCAAAAGGGGGGGAUUUAGGAAAAUCGCAACCUUCUUUUGAGGAAACGGGGAGACGGGCAUGCCACACACCCCGUCGCGAUCUUUGUUAAAUAGCGACGGGUCGGGCAGUCAAAUCAAUAAUAUUACGUGAGGCUCUACAGUCAUCACCACUCACCAGGUAACACCGCUUUCUGC